AAAAAGAUAAAAAAAAAAAACGAAAUCCUAAAAGUAAUGGAUCAUUCAAGUAAGAGCAAAGUUCGUAAAAGAUUGUGAAAGAAAAUGACAAAAACAGGGCUUAUAUUACGCCUUAAACUCCUAUGUUAUCGAGUAUUUAACAAACUUCCUCUUUUUCCCUUAAUCAAAUCUUAAUCUCCUAAUUAUCAAAUUAAAAACAUAAUUAUUAAUUAUAAAUCAAAAUUUCAAUUUCUCUUUUUCAAAAUUCCUCAAACUUCCCCCACCUCCACCUCUCUUCUCCUUCUCCCUCUCUCCCACGUUUACCCAGAAUCUCCCUUCCUUCUCUUUCUCUCUCUAAAGCCUCUCCACUUUCUCUCUCUAAAACUCUCCUUGUAUUUUAUACUCUAACCGUUAACCCCUCAAAAAUCGGCAUUAAACGCAAACACAGCUCAAAGCGUCGAAAACACCGAAACAAAAAAAACCAACACCAAUACCAGCUUCUUUCAAUCAACCGACAAUUUUCGAUUCUUUCAAAAAAAUUUAAUUAGAAACCCAAUAAGAUUACAUUAAUUUAUCCGAAAAAACAUAAACCCAGUUUAUAGUUUUUGUUAGUUGUUGUCCUGUUUGAUCAUAGGAUGUGUUUGGUUGGAAAAUACUCCCUCUAAUUUCCCCAGUUUUUUUUUUUCUUUUUUAAAACAUUUUCUAGAGAGAGAAAGUAAAUUAUAGAGAGAGAAAGGAAAGAGAAUGACGCAAAAACGAAGAUUAUUAACGUUAGCAGUUCUUCGAAAGUUUCUAACAUGCUCCAUUUGUACAAUUGGAUUAUUGGCCCUCUUCUCUGUUCAUGUCCCCCGUAUUCCUAAGCUUCCUGAUCCCUACAAACUUCCCACGCCACAUGAAACUAAUUUUCCGAAAUUAAAGGCUGAGCAAGAGCUUGUGCUUGAAAAUGCACCUCCAAAUAUAGCUAAACCCUCACUUUCUUCACAGAAGUUCAUUGGUGCCAGUGGGUUAUUGGACUACGACAAAUUAUGGAAGAAGCCUCCUAAUCGCGAUUUUAUACACUGUGUUGAGCCUAGCAAUGUGUAUACACCUCCUGCAGAGUCACAGAAUUACCUGCUUGUUCAUACUAAUGGUGGUCUUAAUCAGAUGCGAGCCGGGAUAUGUGAUAUGGUGGCUGUGGCCCGGAUCAUUAAUGCGACUCUUGUAAUCCCGGAACUUGAUAAGAGGUCAUUUUGGCAAGACUCUAGCAACUUUGCAGAUAUUUUUGAUCAAGAUUAUUUCAUUAAAGCUCUGGUUAAUGAUAUUAAAGUAGUUCAAAAUCUACCUAAGGAACUUAUGACUGCUCCUAGAGCAGUGAAGCAUUUUCGAAGUUGGUCUGGAUUAGACUACUACCGGAAUGACAUAGCAAGCAUGUGGAACAACUUUCAGGUGAUCCGAGCUGCCAAAUCUGACUCUCGCUUAGCAAAUAAUAAUCUCCCCCUUGACAUUCAGAAGUUACGCUGUCGUGCCUGUUAUGAAGCACUCCGCUUUUCCCCAAAGAUUGAAGCAAUGGGAAAAUUACUGGUGGAGAGAAUGAGGAAUUAUGGCCGUUAUAUUGCUCUGCACUUACGGUAUGAAAAAGACAUGCUUGCAUUUAGUGGAUGCUCCCAUGGAUUAUCUCAUGAGGAAACUGAUGAGCUCACCACGAUUAGGCAUAAUACAACACAUUGGAAAGUGAAGGAUAUUAAUGCGACAGAACAAAGGAUUAAAGGGUUUUGUCCCUUGACUCCAAAGGAGGUUGGCUUAUUUUUGUCUGGUCUUGGAUUUCCAUCUGACACUCCCAUAUAUGUUGCUGCCGGAGAGAUAUAUGGUGGUGAAUCUCGGAUAGCUGAAUUACGAUCUCGUUAUCCCAUUUUGAUGAACAAGGAGAAACUAGCAUCUGUAGAAGAACUGGAGCCUUUUAUGAAUCAUGCAUCUCAAAUGGCUGCACUGGAUUAUAUUGUUUCUGUUGAAAGCGAUGUGUUCAUUCCUACAUACUCGGGUAAUAUGGCAAGGGCUGUUGAAGGUCAUCGCCGAUACUUGGGUCAUAGAAAAACAAUUAUUCCUGACCGGAAAUCUCUUGUUCGUUUGUUUGACAAAGUUGAGCAAGGAUCUUUGAAAGAAGGGAAGAACUUAUCAUAUCGAAUAAUUGAAAUCCACCGAAGAAGGCAAGGGUCGCCGAGAAGAAGAAAAGGUCCAAUUUCAGGAACAAAGGGCAUGGACAGAUUUCGCUCUGAAGAAGCAUUUUAUGAAAAUCCUCUACCAGAAUGUUUGUGUCAGAGUCAAGGAGCAUCCUUACAUACAAAUACUUCUGCUGUCAAAUAGUGACCUGCAGAACUGAUCUCAGAGCUAUACACACAGACACAUUUGCUUUAAACUGCACAACUCACUGUAGUUGCAAUAUCUGACGACAGCAAUCUGAUUCUGACUGCAGUUCCAAGUGCAAAUUCAUAUGAAGCUUGGUAUAAAUAUGACGUGAACAUUCUCUGUUCAUUUUUUCUGAGAUGACAAGGCUAAGCGAAAGGAGAAACGGGUGCAUUGUUAGGAUAUUACGGCCUCCAGUUUUAUUAGGGAGGCAAAAUGUGUACAUUUACUUCACCAAGGUAAAAUUAAAGGAGGAAACAAAGUUUUACUUAUUUCGAAAGGGGGGAAAUCCCCCCAAUAGGGAUACUUAGCUGCAUCUGUGCAGUUUUUCAUGGGUAGGACAUAUGCAGGAAUUUACAUGUAUAGUUUCUUAUUACAUUAAUUAUUCAUAUUUACAUCAAAUGAAAUAAAAGUUUAUACUUUCUUAUCUUGUACUUCGUAGUUCGUAUAUCGAAUAUUUAGGCAGUAAGUUUGUACAAAUGUAUGUAAUACUCAACAUU
This is a messenger RNA of Chenopodium quinoa (quinoa), 2858 nucleotides long. RefSeq lists its product as uncharacterized. The coding region runs from base 724 to 2319 and encodes 531 amino acids. NCBI's taxonomy places the organism in Eukaryota, Viridiplantae, Streptophyta, Magnoliopsida, Caryophyllales, Amaranthaceae. The transcript has 12 exons. The record is from RefSeq and is a predicted model, not a curated record. Gene Ontology annotation, cellular component: cytoplasm.